Molecule: messenger RNA, 3102 nt
Organism: Salvelinus namaycush (lake trout)
Lineage: Eukaryota; Metazoa; Chordata; Actinopteri; Salmoniformes; Salmonidae
Product: kinesin-like protein KIF19
Exons: 19
Biological process (GO): microtubule-based movement
Molecular function (GO): ATP binding; microtubule motor activity; microtubule binding
Source: RefSeq, a predicted model, not a curated record
AUGAAGGACACUGGCGAAUCAAAGGACCACCAACUAACAGUGGCCCUGAGGAUCAGACCCCUCAGCGAUUCUGAGCGGGAAGAGGCAGCCACCAUAGUGGCCCACAGAGUGGACAACCAGAUGGUGGUACUGAUGGACCCCAUGGAGGAUCCAGAUGAUAUCCUGCGUGCCAACCGUUCCCGGGAAAAGACCUAUAUGUUCGACGUAGCGUUUGACUACUCAGCCAACCAGGAGGAGGUGUACAGAGCCACGACCAAGGGCCUAAUCGAAGGCCUCAUAUCUGGCUACAACGCCACCGUUUUCGCCUACGGACCCACAGGUUGUGGGAAGACGUACACUAUGUUGGGGACGGACAGGGAACCGGGGAUCUACGUACGGACUCUAAAUGACCUGUUCAAAGCCAUCGAGGAGACCAGCGAUGACAUGCAGUACAACAUCUCCAUGUCAUACCUGGAGAUCUACAACGAGAUGAUCCGGGACCUUCUCAACCCGUCCUCUGGGUUCCUGGACCUGAGAGAGGACUCUAAAGGAGAGAUCCAGGUGGCUGGCAUCACAGAGGUCUCCACUAUCAACGCCCGAGAGAUCAUGGAGCUGCUGAUGAAGGGUAAUAAGCAGCGUACCCAAGAGCCCACGGCAGCCAACCAGACAUCGUCCCGGUCCCACGCCGUGUUGCAGGUGGCUGUCAGGCAGACGAGCCGCUGUCGAGACCUUCUACAGGAGAUCCGCUUCGCACGCCUCUUCAUGAUCGACCUUGCUGGCUCCGAACGAGCCUCACAGACACAAAACAGAGGUCAGAGGUUAAAAGAAGGAGCCCACAUCAACCGCUCCCUCCUGGCUCUGGGUAACUGCAUCAACGCCCUGAGUGAGAAACACGGCAACAAAUACAUUAACUACAGGGACAGCAAGCUGACGCGCCUGCUCAAGGAUUCGUUGGGCGGCAACAGUCGCACGGUGAUGAUAGCCCACAUUAGCCCUGCCUCCCUGGCCUUCGAGGAGUCUCGCAACACACUUAGCUACGCCGACCGUGCCAAAAGUAUCCGCACACGGGUAAAGAGGAACCUGCUGAACGUGUCCUACCACAUCGCUCAGUACACCAACAUCAUCUCUGACCUGCGCAGCGAGAUCCAGCGGCUCAAAAAGAAGAUCGCUGAUCAGGCUGGACGUCAGCUCAACCUUGACCGAGCUGACAUCCGCCAUGUCCAGGCGGAGGUGCAGGCCCACAGCACGCAGGCGAGCCGGGCAGAGAUGGACCAGCUGAGGGAACAGCUCCUAGAGGCCUUCAGGAGCCAGAUGGAGAUCAGGAGGAGCCUGAUGGAGCUGGACAACAGCAACAUGGAGAUCCAGAUGGACACCUCCAAACACCUGCUCACCAUCGCAGAUUGGGAGCAGGAGCGGAGUCGUCGUCGCAGGAAGUGGCGUGCGGAGAGGAGGAAGGAGAGCUUCAGUAAGGAGGAGAGUGAGAAGGACUCUGACUGCCCUGAGUCUCCCCCAGACAGCACUGAGACCCAGGAAGUAGCCAUGGCCAGAGAGAAUCUGGUCACUCUCAUGGCUGAACAAAAGAAGAUACGCAAACAGAAGGCAUCGCUAGAGAGCCACUUUGUGGAGCUGCGCGAGCGGGCCAGGCGCCUGGAGGAGCUGCUUCCUCGCAGGGUGAGCUGCGAGGAGCAGAGGGAGGUGCUGGGCCUCCUCUGUAAGGUCCACGAGCUGGAGAUCGAGAACGCUAAGAUGCAGUCCCACGCCCUGCUCAAAGACAACGUGAUCCGACAGAAGAACUGUGUGGUGCAGCGCUUCGAGUAGCACCGCCACCUCUGUGACGAGAUCAUCCAGCAGCAGAGACAGUUCAUUGACGACCACAGCCUUCUGGUGCCCCCCCACCUUCAGGAGCUGUAUGGGAUCUACAUGAGAGAGCUGGACGAGAGGAACCUGGACAGAGCCAUGGCGCUGGACAAGGUCACUGGAUGCACACUCAAGGAGGCCUCCCUGCCCAAGAUCAGCCUACCCAGCCGAGGUCGUGGCCUGCUGCAGGACGUGGACUCAGACCAGGAGAGCGUUCGCACCAUGGGCUCAGAGACCAGGCAUGGAAGGGCCAAGGCCCGCAGACACACCCUGCCACCUAUCCUACCUGAGGCUGAAGGAGACAACAACCGGGUGUUUAAGAGCAUUCCCCAUGCCAGACAGAUGAAACAUUCUGCUGUGAUGACCCCUCCUCCCAUCCACAUCAACGGCCAGGGGAACAGAGAGCUGCAGCCAUUGGCUCCAGAGACCACUCUGAGCUACUGCCACCUCAGCCACAGUGUCAGCAGUCACCUGGACUCCUCUCCCGAGAGCAGCGAGACGGGCCAGGAUGCCCCCCUCACACGCAAGGAGAGGCAGCAGAUCCUCAAAGGGAUCCACAACAUCGCAGUGAAGGCUGCUUGCCGCCGCUCCAAAGCCCUGGAAGUAGACGCCCUGAGGCUGCCCCCUCCUCCCUCCCCCCUGGACCCCAAGAAGCACAAGAGCAGCCUGUCUCUGAGCGAGGCGCCCCCUAGGGGCCUGGCCCUGCUUCGCGGCCGGCAGCCCAGCCCCGAGCUCCGCCACGCUACCUCAGAUGAGAACCUAUCCAGCAGCACAGGGGAGGGGCCUGGCUCCCAGGGCACGUGGACACGCCCACGCAACCGCCAGCCCGCCCCCAAGAACCUAAACCCCACCCUGCGUGAGCAGGACUUCGAGGCUCGCCGCCGGAAGAGACGCUCCCGCUCAUUCGAGGUCACAGGUCAAGCACUGUCUCAGUCUAAGACCAUGGCAGCCCAACGUGUCCGCCCACUGGACAGCACUUCAGACCCCCACCUCCACAUCAACGGCCAGCCCCAGGCCCCCCUGCAACGCCCACAGCACAGGGGGGUCCCUCCUCUCACCAAGGUCCGGCUGCCCCACAACAACCACCAAACAGGUCAGCCUCCCUUUUCCUACACCUCUAGAUUAAAAAAUACAAAAUAUUGCUGCCCCAUCACAGAGUCCUCCCCAGUCCAUCUGAGCAACCUGAAGCGUGCGUCCCAGCUGCGCCAGCCCCUACUCUACGUCACCACCACAGGCACCGGAGGCCAGCGCACCCGCAGGCACUGA